Messenger RNA from Protopolystoma xenopodis, 291 nucleotides. The record is from the annotation of a GenBank genome assembly. NCBI's taxonomy places the organism in Eukaryota, Metazoa, Platyhelminthes, Monogenea, Polystomatidea, Polystomatidae.
AUGGUUAAGGAUGGCUACUUUACGUGGUGGCAACAAGACUUUGAACUCCGCAAUAUUUUUUGCGCAAGCCUGCCAGCACAAGCCGUCUAUAGCGAAGUCUCGUACGGCCUGCUAGAAGAAAUUGACUUUGUCUUUCUUCGCAAAGGUUUGAGCCAACUUCAAUUGACGCCCUGUCUGAACUACGUGUUCCAGAGUCUGCUGGCUCAGAUGCCUCCUCGUUCUCUGAAUGACAAAAGGGCUUUGGUAUCGGACGUUAAUCAUGAAUCGCCCAACCAUCUCUGCAAAUUGUAA